GGCGAGAUAAAAUAUAUACACUAUCGGGGCGCGGUUAGGUUAGGUAAGGUUGAUCAUCCAUCCGGUGCAGGAAAGGCGGAUAUAGCCGUCUGUCUCUCUCCGCACGAGGAGAGAAAAAGGGGAGGGGAAAGGGGGAGCCGAGAAGGAUUUUGCGUUAUUGAGAGGGAGGAUGGGUGUAAUAAAGGCGGCGAUUGGUGAUGGGGUGUUGACUUUCAUGUGGGUGUUCUGCGUUUCGACGGUGGGGAUAUUCACCUCUCUCAUAUCGUCGGCCUUGGGGGUUCAGGCGCUGCCGUUGGCUGCGAUUUUCAUCACCACUGUCCUUAUCUUUGUUCUUGUGUUCGUGUUCAGCGCGAUAGGGGAUGUCUUGGGUGGGGCCAGCUUCAAUCCCACUGCAACUGCUGCGCUCUAUGCCGCCGGUGUCACACCCGACAGCCUCAUCUCCAUGGCUUUCCGUUUUCCUGCUCAGGCAGCUGGUGCUGUGGGUGGUGCCCUGGCAAUCAUGGAGGUGAUGCCAACACAGUACAAACACAUGCUUGGGGGGCCUUCUUUGAAAGUGGACUUGCAUACUGGAGCCAUUGCUGAGGGGAUUUUGACCUUUACAAUUAGCUUUCUCGUGCUUUUGGUUGUCCUCAAAGGUCCAAAGAGUCCAGUAUUGAAGACAUGGUUGCUUGCCAUGGCGACUGUAACUCUGGUCGUCUCAGGCUCUGCUUACACUGGGCCUUCCAUGAAUCCCGCCAAUGCAUUUGGAUGGGCAUAUAUAAACAAUUGGCAUAACACAUGGGACCAGUUGUACGUUUACUGGAUCUGCCCCUUCAUAGGGGCAAUAUUGGCUGCAUGGGUCUUCCGAUUCCUAUUUCCAGCACCAACAAAGCAGAAGAAAGCCUGAGAAGGGGCAUGAACUGAAAUUCUAUGUUAGUAGGUAAGUUAACUUAAUAGGAUUUUAUUCUAUUUUCUGGUUGUGGGCUGAAACUAUCAUCUGUCUAGUGAAUAAACGUGGA
Messenger RNA from Vitis vinifera (wine grape), 998 nucleotides. Its product is annotated as small basic intrinsic protein 1. The record is from RefSeq and is marked provisional. Gene Ontology annotation, molecular function: water channel activity. Gene Ontology annotation, biological process: transmembrane transport. Gene Ontology annotation, cellular component: membrane. Lineage: Eukaryota; Viridiplantae; Streptophyta; Magnoliopsida; Vitales; Vitaceae.